UACGCGCAACCGAGAGAGAGAGAGAGAGAUUGGCGCUCGUUAAGCGCUGCUUGGAGCUUCGCCUCCUUUUCCUGAGAUCGGCGCCGGCGGAGGAGGUCGGAACCGAUCGUGGAGGAGGAGCCAGAGCCCCAGCCCACGCCACUCCAUCUGCGGCGCUGGGAAGAGCUACUCGGCGUCAGUCUCCUACGGUACUGCCCCUCGCUCGGAGCACCACGAUGCCUGGGAUCGUGCAGUGAAACCCGGAGCUUUGCGCUCCUACCCGGCAGGGUUUCCAAACUGCUGUUAUUUCAAACCAUCACCUCAUGGGACAAGCUCAUCUACCUCGCACACUUGAAGUAGGGGCUCUCCAAAGUUUGUUAGAUGGGUUCUCCAAGGAACCGCCAGAAUUGCUAGCUCUUCUUCCUUUCUCUGAGUAAUGACUCUUUACUAAAGGACUUUUACAAGCGAGAUCUCUACUGAAAAAAAAAACCUGACUCAAUUGACCGUAGAAUGGGCACCUCGAGCGAAGAGAUGGUCUCAGCAGAACAGAACCUGAAUCCACUCUGCUUUGAAUGUGGCCAGCAGCAUUGGACAAGAGAAAACCACUUGUACAAUUAUCAGAACGAGGUGGACGAUGAUUUAGUUUGCCAUAUUUGCCUUCAACCCUUGCUACAGCCAUUAGACACGCCUUGUGGUCACACGUUCUGCUAUAAGUGCCUACGAAACUUUUUGCAAGAGAAGGAUUUCUGUCCCUUAGACCGCAAAAGGCUCCAUUUUAAAUUGUGCAAAAAAUCUAGCAUCCUUGUUCACAAACUGCUUGACAAGCUCUUGGUGCUGUGUCCUUUUUCUUCAGUAUGCGAAGAGGUAAUGCAGAGAUGUGAUCUGGAAGCACACCUGAAGAACAGGUGUGCUGGGGCUUCCAAUCGAAGGGCUGCUUUGGAGAGACGGAUGAACAACAAAUUGCAGUCAGCCUCUGAAAGUGAAAAUGAGAACGCCAUGAUCGAUCAUCUGGACUCCCAGUCACCUGAAGCAGAGCCUGCUGGCACUGGGAUAGCAUCAGUGGAGCAGAACAUGACAUCCGCGACAGUUUCGGUGUGGACAGAUGAGUCUGGAGUUGAUAACCCUGCUUUUGAGGAGAACAUAGGAACGGAGACAAUCCAUCAGCCAUCAAGUUUACCGGAAGGUGAGAUCACCACCAUUGAAAUUCAUCGGUCCAAUCCUUAUAUUGAAUUGGGAAUUAGCAUAGUGGGUGGCAAUGAAACACCUUUGAUCAACAUUGUUAUUCAAGAGGUUUAUCGUGACGGGAUCAUUGCCAGAGAUGGAAGGCUCCUUGCUGGAGAUCAAAUACUGCAGGUGAAUAACUUUGACAUCAGUAACGUGUCUCACAACCAUGCCAGGGCCAUCCUUUCCCAGCCCUGUACAUCGCUGCAUCUCACUGUCCUCCGAGAGAGACGAUUCGUAAGCCGAACACACAAUCAUAGUGAUAGCCCUCCCCAGCGAGAGGAUAGCUUCCAUCUGACCUUACACAAGCGAGACUCAAGCGAACAGCUUGGCAUUAAGCUGGUGCGCAGAACAGAUGAGCCAGGAGUAUUUAUUCUUGACCUGCUGGAAGGGGGGCUGGCUGCUCAGGAUGGCCGACUCUGUAGCAACGACAAGGUGUUGGCUAUCAAUGGGCAUGACCUGAAGCAUGGCACACCUGAACUGGCUGCUCAUAUUAUCCAGGCCAGUGGCGAGAGGGUGAACCUAACCAUUUCCAGGCCUACCAAGUCCCAAAUUGUAAGCAUUCUUAGAGACGGAGGAACCCAUCUCACCAGUCAUCAUCAAUCCUAUCAGCUAUAUCACAGCAACAGGCCAAGCCCACAUAAGGAUCUCUCACAAUGUGUGACUUGCCAAGAGAAGCAUAUCACAGUGAAGAAGGAGCCCCAUGAGUCCCUUGGCAUGACAGUAGCAGGAGGUCGAGGCAGCAAAAGUGGGGAAUUGCCAAUAUUUGUUACAAGUGUACAACCUCAUGGCUGUUUGGCAAGAGAUGGCAGGAUCAAAAGAGGUGACGUGUUGAUGAACAUUAAUGGCAUUGAUCUGACCAAUCUGAGUCACAGCGAGGCUGUGGCUAUGCUCAAAGCCAGCGCUGCUUCCUCGGUCGUUGCUCUGAAGGCUCUAGAGGUCCAGAUUGCAGAAGAGCAGCCUCAGGCAAAUGAUGAGCAGCCGAGCACCAUCAGUGAGAAUGAAUAUGAUGCUAGCUGGUCGCCAUCUUGGGUCAUGUGGUUAGGACUUCCAAGCUGCCUACAUAGUUACCAUGACGUUGUGUUAAGAAGGAGCAAUCUAGCCAGCUGGGGAUUUAGCAUUGUUGGUGGCUAUGAGGAAAAUCACACAAACCAGCCUUUCUUCAUUAAAACAAUUGUUAUAGGAACACCAGCAUAUUUUGAUGGAAGACUCAAAUGUGGUGAUAUGAUUGUUGCUGUCAAUGGACUUUCAACCAUGGGUAUGAGCCAUUCAGCGCUGGUUCCUAUGUUAAAGGAACAGAGAAAUAAAGUAACAUUGACUGUUAUCUGCUGGCCAGGAAGUCUUGUAUAACGUGCAAAGAACAUAUACAUUGGUUGAAGCAGCUUUUUUUUUUUUAAAUAGCUGGCUCGACUUUUUCAGGCAAAGCUGUGUUCCCCCCCCCCCGCCCCCUUUUCUACUAAUGCAGCUGGUAAUAAGCUGGGCCAAAAAAUUGCUACCUUCAUAUUUGACAAAUGUGUAUAAACAGGGGGUGCGUGGGAAAGGAUGAUUUUUAACUGUACUGUGGUGUUCUUCCCAUCCUAAAAGUAGCCAUUUCUAUCAAGUUUUGUUUAUUAUUAUUUUGUUGAUUUCCCAUCAUUAUGUCAUUGCGGUAUCCAUGUGCAUAUACUUCAGUUUCUUGGCUGGUUUAAGGAGGUCAGCCUAUUCCAACAAUUGUAGUGGGGGGCAGGAUUGCACCGAGUCUGGGUGCCAACAUGCUGGCAUGUUAGCUACCUGCUAGGCCGAUCUCUGCAUUGUUAAACACAAGUGCAAAUGUACAACCUGAAGACAGCAGGUUAACAACAAAUGACACGAAAGGCCUUCUACAUAAGAGGUGGUUAUCCUGUGAGGUGCUUCCUAUUUAGGUUUUCAGCUUUGCUCACGGAAGGGACACUUGGACCCCCCCCUGUUUCAAUUGUUAAAAUGUGUUGCUGCGUUAAGAUUUAAAAGAUUAACAUCUACAUAUUUUUUUCCCUACAUUUCAGUAUUCUUCUGUUGAUAUGAGAGCCUGAGCAAUUCUUUGUGCUAUGACUGCCACAUAGAAGUUGCAGGAAGUAAUUCCAUGUAGCACAUGCUCCAUAUAAUAGUCUUAACCCAUAAGAAGGCCCACUGCCCCAAGGUUACAGUUGGUUUUCUACUAUCAAAUGCAUUGGGCGGCAGGGAGUGGUGGAAAGAAAGAAAACGGUUGUCAGCCAUUGCCCAACAAAAGUAUUUAUGGCAUCGUAAUUAUAAUGUACCAAUUUGUCCCUGGCUACAUGUAAUCAGCAAGGCCAUGUUUCAUGUGAAGCAUGACGGUAGCUUGUAAGAACCCCGGGUAGCAUAAAUAGUUGCCCCAAGGCUGAAACUGCAAUCAGUAUUAUUAUUUAAGGCAUGCACCGAUGCAUGACCAACCUAUGAAAGCAGCAUCAGAUGCAGAGCGGUGCUUUGCUUAUAGGCAGGUAUCUUUUGUGAUAAUUCCAAAUCCUGUAAUCUGAAUAAAUUAUGAGAACUUGCCAUUAUGUCUGCAUUUUCUGUUUUGCAUAAUUUAUUCCUCCAUUAAGUCUUCAUUGUGUAUUUUGCAUUCUCAUUGGACAAGGCAUGGGGUACAAUGGAGCUUCUUGCCACAGGAAGCUUGGCUCACCCAUUCCCCAACUUUCAAGAGUCAUAAAAUAACAGGGCAGGAAGGGAUCUUGGAGGUCUUCUAGGCCAGGGGGCUCCAACCUCGGCAACUUUAAGACACAGCAAAGCUGUCUGAGGAACUCUGGGAGUUGAAGUCCACAAGUCUUAAAGUUGCCAUGGUUGGAGACCCCUGUUCUAAGCUAACUAGAAUGAAUAACCAACCAUUGUUUGAGAACCUCUAGAGAUGGAGUACUCACAACUCCAGGAAUCAGGUCAUAGUCCUAAUUCUUCCUAAUUUUAAAUUUGGAUCUCUUUUGGUGAAGCUUCCAGCUUUUAGUUCUUGUCCUAUCCUGUGGCACUACAAGGAAUACCCUGUUUCCCCCAAAAUAAGACAUCCCCUGAUAAUAAGCCCAAUCGGGCUUUUGAGCGCAUGGCAAAAAGGCCAAGUGCUUAUUUCAGGGUUCAAAACAAUAUAAGACAGGGUCUUAUUUUUGGGGAAACAUGGUACAUGUACAUCCUCUUCCCUAUGUUAGCCCUUCUGGCAUUGUAAAUUUUUGUGUCUUCCCUUAGCCUUAUCUUCUUUAGGAUAAACAUCCCGCUUUCCUUUUAAUUGUUCUUGAUAAGAUUUAAUUGCCAAACCCCUCAUCAUCUCUUGUUCUUCGCUGCCUUCUUUCCAAUUCCUGUACUGUGGCAGCCAAUCCCAGAUACAUUAUUCUAAUUGUAAUCUGAUCAGGCCACCACAUGGUAGAACUGUCAUUUCCCACAAUCUCAAGACUAUACCUCUGUUGACGCAGCCUAAGGUGGCAUUGGCUCUUUGGACAGUUGCAGCACAUUGUUGGCUCUUAUUUAAUCUGUGGUCUACUAAGACACUCAGAUCCUUCUCACCAAUACUACUUUCAAAAGAAAUACCAUCAGUAUUGUACUUGCGCAUUUGGUUUUUUCCCUCCUUAAUUGCAGAACCUUACAUUUCUGACCAUUGAACCAAAUUUCAUUGAAAGGGCUCAAUAUACAAAUCAAUACCCUUUGAACCUUGAGCUGGUCUUCUGAUGUAUUGCCAAUCUCUCCUCUCGGCUUUGUGUCAUCUGCAAAUCUGCUUAGCAUCCGUUCUAUGGCUUGCCUGAGUCAUGUAUAACAAUGCUGAAGAACGCUAGGUCCAGAAUAGAAUUCUAAAGUACCCGUUCCCCUUGAUCUACUAAGGACCAUGAAUUGGGUACUAUUGUUCAACCAACAGUGAAUCCAUCUGAUAAUAGAACCAUCCAUUCCAGAACAGUUCUAGGUUAUGUAAAAGAAAGCCAUGGUCAACUUUAUCAGACUGGGGAGCAUUGAACCAAAUAUAUUUCUUUAAUCAUAAGGUCUAUAUUUUUUUUAAAGUAAAAGGUUGUAGUGAUAAGUGAAAGUGAAGGUACAGAAUGUACAUUGACACUUCAUGAAGUGUAUACAAUUGUUAGAGUAGAUACAGAAUAAAUUCUUUCAAAAGAGUGAUGCUUUAAUGAAAAUCUGCCACACACACACACACACAACUUUAUUUGCCUAUUACAGUUCUUGGAAAAUAGGUCUUGCCAGUUCUCUCUUUCACUAAGGAGAUUUAAUAGCAGAAACCUAGCUAAUUAAGGUGUAUGUUUUGUAGACUUCAUAGUCUCUUUCAAAAGAGCAAAAAUUUAUGUGCGUCUCAAUAUUCCUAAUCCCUACAAAAUGUAUUUGAACUUCUUUCCAUCCCAACUGUGUUCACUGAGUAGGACCAAAGCCUACUUUUUUAAAAAAAAUCAAUGAACUGCAAUAAUUGGAUUAUUUUUUGAAUAUUUCAUGUGUAAAGGGGGUUGUACCCUUCAAUAAAAUGUAAUGUGGGUAUGAUAACAGUGCUGGCAACAGUAACAAAAAUUAAUUGGGGGUGACAUUAGUUUGAUCUGCAAUAUUAACAUGCAUUGAUAAUUGCUGUCCAAAGUGAAUGUUUUGCUAUGUAAAAAAAAAUGUUUUUCUAAAAACCAUUUUUACACUUUAUACUGCAGCUAAUUGUAGCUUUCUUGUGUGUCUUAUAUGCAAAAGCUGAGAAAUAAUUUAGAAAAGGGAAAAACUAUUACUAGGAGUGCUAUGUUAUAAUUUCAGGAAGUCUAAAGAGGAGAAGGAACCCAAUACCCAUAACUGGGAGAAAGAAUGAUAUUUUCCCUUGUUAUUUUGUCUCCUGAUAAAAGCCCAGAUGCCUUUACCUAAAAUGCUGAAACAACCUAUGUUGUUUAUGGAGUCGUUUCCUUAAUUAUUUACCUUCUCUGAGCUGAGGACAGCUAGUUUGUUUUAUACACAGAUUCACACUUCCAUUCUACGACAAACCUCUACCGUAGGUAGUUGGACAAUAUGGACAUCCUUUUGUAAAGCACUCAAUGUUGGCUUUCAAAUGAAUCCAGAUUUCCUCUGCAAAAGUCAUUUGACCUACUUGAAAGUAGUCUUAAUUCAUAAUGGUUAAGUACGUUUAGAAUGAUCUGUGUAUUAUAAUGCUAGUAUUACUUAUCUGAGAAUGUAUUUUACCCUCACAUCUAUCUAAUAUGGGCAUGCAUUUUUCCUGCCUCCCUUCCCUCCCAUGUUUGAAACAUUCUAAUAUGAAAUAAUAUGGCAUGUCUUUUUGAGUUCUUUGCUCUAAAGAAAGCGGUAAGACUUUGAUUUAAAAAAAAAAAAAACCAACACAACAAAUAUGAUUUUACUUCUGUCCUGUGCAAUGCAAAAUCUUAUGCUUUCACACUGUAGAUCCAUACGGUAUCGCUGUGUUUAAUAAUAUCCAUCAAGGAUGGGAAUUUAUUCAGCCCAGUCAAGAACUGCAGUGAAAAUUCCCAUUUGUACACAGACCAAAGUCCAAAGAACUUCCUGGAGUUGCAUAAGGAAUGUUGUAUCUUCAUGAAUUUUUUCUAACUGUCUCUGAUGCUAUAUUGCACCUUGCUUUUGGAAUUCUCUGUUUCAAAAGCAAUUGAUGUGACACAUAGGAGGAGGUAACUACAAUUGCAAAACUUUUCACAUUCUAGUAGGUUAUUGCUACUAUGUAUGUAGCCUUCCAUAUUUGCUGUAAUAAAACGGCCCUCCUUCGUAAAGAAUCCCAUUGUGAAAUCCCUUGAAGAUGGGGUACACUUCAGGGUCCAGCAGCCACAGCAGUCAGGAUUAUGAAGAGAGAAAUAUUGCUGUGGAUAAGAGGAUAUCACUGUAAAAUAGAAAGCUGGCAUGAUGAGGUUAGUGUUGUACCAUCAUUAUGGACACAUUCAAGGUGGAAAGAUUGAGGGUUAAGCCUUAAUGUCUCUACAAUAAUAAGCAACUAUUUCCCCUUCCUUGAGUGAAUGAUGGGAUAUAAUUUUUCGGUUUUAACUUUGUAAACAAAGCAUUGCAUUUUAUUGCAAGUUACCCUACAGACUAAUGAGGAACAUAGUUGUCCUGCAUUCAGCACAUGCCAUUUGAAAUUAGGCCAUUGCACUGAAUGCUCAGGCAAAACUAUCAUCUCGUGUAGUGGCAAAGAGUACCAUAGACUUUGUGCUAGGGUUUUGUACUAUCAAUUACCAUCUCUAUUAAUAGAAGCUGGUACCAGGUGGAUUCUCUUAUCCUUGCCUAUUUUUUAUUUAUUUAUUUUUAUUUUUUGCUGACAUGUUAUUUCAAUUUCCUUAUUAUUCUCAUGUAUAUCAUUGGGUUGGUUCUUUAGUGCCUUCUGUCUUAAACUAUACCAUACAGUGAAUUCCAGUGCUGUGGUAUUAACUGAAGGAUAAGAGAAAAAUAAAAAUGAGUUUUCCUUUUGCA
Molecule: messenger RNA, 7599 nt
Organism: Pantherophis guttatus
Lineage: Eukaryota; Metazoa; Chordata; Lepidosauria; Squamata; Colubridae
Gene: LNX2
Product: ligand of numb-protein X 2
Molecular function (GO): ubiquitin-protein transferase activity; protein binding
Source: RefSeq, a predicted model, not a curated record